Molecule: messenger RNA, 978 nt
Organism: Prorocentrum cordatum
Lineage: Eukaryota; Dinophyceae; Prorocentrales; Prorocentraceae
Source: the annotation of a GenBank genome assembly
GCGGCAGGCACACCAUUCCUCUGAGGCCCGCGCGACCUCCCCGGAGCGGCCGAGCCCCUCCCAGCCCGCCGCCCCCAGCGACCCAGCCCAGAUGGACGGGUACCCCUCGGCGGCGGCCACGCCGCCAGCAGCGCCAUCCAAGGCCCCUGGGCGUCUCGAGGGCAAGAUUGCUCUGAUCACGGGGGCCUCGACCGGCAUUGGCGCUGGUGUUGCCGUGGCCUACGCCAAAGAGGGUGCAGACGUGGCGAUCAAUUACCCUGCGAAGGGGGAUCUGGAGAAGGCGGGCGAGGUGGCGCAGGAGGUCCAGAACCUCGGCAGGCGUGCCUUCCUUGUGAUGGCGGACGUAUCCAAGGAAGACGAGGUUGACGCAAUGGUGAAGGCAGUUCUCGAUCAUUUCGGCACGCUGGAUAUUUUGGUAAACAAUGCUGGCAUCCUCGUAGGCCCAGCGCCCAUUCACGAGAUGGCCGUGGAAUCAUGGGAUCGACUAAUGUCGGUCAACUUGAGAUCGGUCUUCCUCGUCACGCGCAGGGUUCUACCCCACAUGCUGGAGAAAAACAACGGCGGGAAGAUCAUCAACACGGCCAGCCAGCUCGCUCAGAAGGGGGCGCCCACCUUUGCGCACUACUGCACCGCCAAGGCUGGGAUCAUCGCGUUUACCCGGACCCUAUCACUGGAGAUAGGCGACAAGAAGGUAAACGCCAACUGUGUCGCCCCCGGCGCCACCUACACACCGAUCCUCGCGGACGUGCCCAGGGAGGUCCUCGGCGCGAUCGAGCAGGGCAUCCCGAAGAAGCGCAUCGCCGAGGUCGACGACGUGGUGCCGUCCUACGUCUUCCUGGCCUCCAGGGACGCGGACCACAUUGUCGGGCAGACGAUCAGCCCGAACGGGGGGGACGCCUUCUUCUGACGGGGCGGGCCGACGGGGCCCCGCCGCUUGCGGCUGGCCCUCCUCCUCCUCCUCCUCCUCCUCCUCCUCCU